Messenger RNA from Priapulus caudatus, 1818 nucleotides. Its product is annotated as exoskeleton protein RP43-like. Lineage: Eukaryota; Metazoa; Priapulida; Priapulimorpha; Priapulimorphida; Priapulidae. The transcript has 11 exons. The coding region runs from base 1 to 1818 and encodes 605 amino acids. The record is from RefSeq and is a predicted model, not a curated record.
AUGGCUGUCGCGUUGGAAGGAUGUGCCGGGUCCACUUACACCUACGACAACCUAUCGGGCGGCAUCAUGACGUCACCAAUGUUCCCUAAUAAUUACCCCAACAAUGCCAACUGUAAGUGGCACUUCAAAGCUCCGCUUGGUAAGGUCGUACAUCUAGAGUUUCUCAGCUUCAACGUGGCGUCCUCUAAAAACUGCUCCAAUGAUUCGCUGACUGUGUACAACGGAGCCGAUGGCAAUGCGAACAUGUCAGCUAGACUAUGCGGUUGUGAGAUACCAGGCGACCAAAUCUCCACAGACACCAAUAUGUUCCUGCAUUUCGUCAGUAAUGAUAAUGCAACUUUGAUCGGCUUCAAGAUCCGCUAUAGUUUUAAUGAAUCUAAACCGUGGGAAGGAUGUGACGGGUACACUCACACCUACGACAACCCAGCGGGCGGUAUCAUGACGUCACUAAUCUUCCCUAAGAAUUACCCUAACAACGUCGACUGCAAGUGGCAUUUCGAAGCACCGCCUGGGAAACUCGUACAUCUAGAGUUUCUCAGCUUCAACGUGGAACCCUCCCGAAACUGCUCUAAUGAUUCGCUGACUGUGUACAACGGAGCCGAUGAGUAUGGUUCCAUGUCAGCCAAGCUAUGUGGACUUGAAAUACCCGAUGACCAAUUCUCCAGAGACACGGACAUGUUCCUGCGUUUCGUCAGCGAUUCUAACGAAACUUACAUCGGGUUCAAGAUCCGCUACAGUUUUAAUGAUUCUAAACCAUGGGAAGGAUGUGGCUGGCAUACUCACACCUACGACAACCCAUCGGGCGGCAUCAUGACGUCACCAAUGUUCCCCCAUAAUUACCCCAGCAACGCCGACUGCAAAUGGCACUUCCAAGCUCCAUUAGGAAUGGUCGUACGUCUAGAGUUUCUCAGCUUCAACGUGGAGUCCUCUAACAACUGCUCCAAUGAUUCGCUGACUGUGUAUAACGGAGCCGACGCCAAUGCGACCAUGUCAGCCAGGUUAUGUGGGCAUAGCUUGCCCAAGGAUCAAGCCUUCAACGAAACGAAUAUGUUCCUGCAUUUUGUCAGCGAUUCUAGUAGAAGCUACAGUGGGUUUCAGAUCCGCUACCGUUUCAAUGAAACUAAACCAUGGGAAGGAUGUAACGGAGUUAAUCACACAUACGACAACCCAGCGGGCGGCAUCAUGACGUCACCAUUGUUUCCCAACAAUUACCCCAAAAAUUCCUAUUGCAAGUGGCAAUUCCAAGCACCGCCUGGAAAGGUCGUACAUCUAGAGUUUCUCAGUUUCAACGUGGAAUCCGACGAAUACGUGAAAAAUUGCAGCCACGAUGCGCUGCUCAUCUACGAUGGCUACUUUCCCUAUGACGACAUCUUAGGCCAGAUAUGUGGGCACAGCCUACCCGAAAACCAGAUCUCAAGCGGCAGAAAUAUGACUGUGCAUUUCGUCAGUGACUCUGGUUUAACAUACAGUGGGUUCAAGAUCCGAUACAGUUUUAAUGAUUCCGAAGCUAUUGCAUUGGAAGGAUGUGAAGGGUUCACUCACAUCUACGACAACCCAUCGGGCGGCAACAUGACGUCACCAAUGUUUCCUAAGAAUUAUCCCAACAAUGCCGACUGCAAGUGGCUCUUCGUAGCGCCAGCUGGAAAUCUCAUGGUGUACGAUGGCGUCGAAGAGGAUGGCGUCUUGCUAAGGACAAACUAUGCGGCCACAGCUUACCGGCAUGAAAAGAACCCAGGUCUCCAGCAGCAGACAUGGCUUAUGGCAUUUUGUCGGAGCAGUGCUCCUACAGUGUCUUAUAGUGGGUUCCAGAUCCGCUAG